Vicia faba (fava bean) is the source of this 495-nucleotide messenger RNA. NCBI's taxonomy places the organism in Eukaryota, Viridiplantae, Streptophyta, Magnoliopsida, Fabales, Fabaceae. The record is from the annotation of a GenBank genome assembly.
AUGGCCACUUCUAGUGGAAACUCUAGUGUGUCCACAAAAUCUCAAAGCUAUGGCUCUGAGGAAGAUUUGCAAGAUUUGAAGCUUUUAAUGGAUCAAAGAAAGAGGAAGAGAAAACAAUCAAACCGCGAAUCGGCGAGAAGAUCGAGAAUGAGGAAGCAGAAGCACAUGGAUGAUUUAAUAGUUGAAGUUGAAAGACUAAGAAAUGAAAACAGUGAAAUGGUGACAAGGAUGAACAUGUCAACACAACACAUAUUGAAAAUUGAGGCUGAGAAUUGUGUUCUAAGAGCUCAAAUGUGUGAACUUAAUCAAAGGCUACAAUCAUUGAAUGAUAUCAUCAACAUGAUGAACACAGCAACAACUAUUUCUGAAGUCAAUUAUCAAAACAAUGAUUGUUUUUUAACAGUUGCAGAUAAUUGCUUCAUGAAUCAAAUCAACAACAUGUCAUAUCUUAACCAAUUACCAAUUAUGGCCUCUGCAGAUAUGUUUAUGUGGUGA